AUGGGUCCCUGUACGGCCUCCCAUUGCUGCUGUCUCCAUCGCCACACUCUGCCAUGUGCCACUUUCAGGUCUCCUCACACUCCUGCUGGUUUCCAUUUUGUCAUAGGUUGCUGUAUGGCCUCCCAUUGCUGCUGCCUGCCUCCACCGCCACACUGUGGCUCCAAACACUGGUUUUGGCCCCGUGACUGGCCAAAUGAGUGAAAUGUGCGGUGAUUCUAAGAUCGAGAAACACCCUUUUUUAAGUUAAAUUCACAGCGAAUAUAUU
This is a messenger RNA of Staurois parvus, 265 nucleotides long. Lineage: Eukaryota; Metazoa; Chordata; Amphibia; Anura; Ranidae. The record is from the annotation of a GenBank genome assembly.